AGCGCGUCUUCUUUUGCCAUAUGGUGUACCUUUCCCUGCCAUCAGACAAAGCCGUCUAGGUCUUCCGACGUUCGCCUUCCGUGUUCUUCAACAAAUUGCACUGCACGAAUGUCGGCAUCCGUGUCGCUGUAUAAAACAGAGGAAGAGUUUCCCUUCAUUUCAUUAUCAAGAUUUGUGUGUUAUAGUCGCACUCAGUCUACUCUCCUUCUUUUCUCGACUAUGCGUCAAUCCUUUUUAACAUUUCUUACUGUGGCUUUAUAUGUGGUCACGACGAGCGCGACGAUCAGCGCUUCUGGUGACCUUGUCAUUUCUAACGUCGACGUCGCUCCGGAUGGUUACAAUCGCACUGCUGCCGUGGCGGGAGGAUCGGUUGUUGGAGAGCUAAUUACUGCAACUACAGGAGACACGCUUCAAAUCAAUGUGGUCAACAAUUUGGACAAUGAUAAUAUUCUUCAAAGCACUACGAUUCAUUGGCACGGACUCUUUACAACGGACACGAACUGGGCGGACGGCGUUGCCUUUGUAUCGCAAUGUCCUAUUGCCAAAGGAAAUUCGUUUCUGUACAGUGUUCCGACAAGCGGUCAAGCCGGUACAUUUUGGUAUCACUCUCAUCUGGCUACGCAGUAUUGUGACGGUAUUCGUGGCCCCCUCAUCAUCUACGACGACGAUGAUCCUAACGCAUCGUUGUACGAUGUUGACGAUGAGUCUACUGUCCUUAGUCUGUUUGAUUGGUAUCACUCCUUCGCGGAGACGUUGACUCUCCCUACCCCUGAUUCGAGUCUUUUCAACGGAAUGGGAAUUUGGUAUGAAAAUGCAACUGGUGAUCUUGCAGUGGUCACAGUGGAUUCUGGUACACGAUACCGGUUCCGUUUGAUUAACAUGGCUUGUGAUGCGAACUUCGUCUUCCAAAUCGAGGGGCAUGACAUGACCGUAAUCGAAGUUGAUGGUAUUAAUCAUGAAGCAUACACAGUUGAUGAGAUUCAGAUAUUUGCCGGUCAACGAUAUUCGUUCAUUCUGACAGCAAAUCAGACUGUCGACAAUUAUUGGAUUCGAUUCAACCCUGAUGUGGGAACCACGGGAUUUACAGAUAACAUCAACUCGGCUAUUUUGCGCUAUAACGGAGCCAACGAGACGAACCCCGCAGAUGCUGAUGUUACAAGCACGAACGCUCUUGACGAGGCUAAUCUUGUUCCGCUAGACCCUGGAGUGCCGGGUACUGCUACCGCUGGAGGUGUCGAUGAUGCAAUCAACUUGGCUGUGGCAUUCACAACCGAUUUCUUAUUUACCGUCAACGGCGAAGCAUACACACCACCAACCAUACCUGUGUUGCUACAAAUCUUGAGCGGUGCUGAAGACGUAUCAAGCCUUCUCCCUAGUGGCUCGAUCUAUUACCUACCAAAGAACGCGAGCGUUGAGCUCUCAGUUCCUGCUGGUGUUGCUGGGGGACCACAUCCCCUCCAUCUUCACGGUCAUAGCUUCGAUGUCGUCCGUGUUGCAGGAAGUGACACGUACAACUACGAUAAUCCUGUUCGUCGCGACGUUGUCAGCCUUGGUGUAGCUGGAGAUAAUGUCACGAUUCGCUGGACGACUGACAACCCCGGACCAUGGAUCCUUCAUUGUCACAUUGACUGGCACUUGGAACUUGGUUUCGCCAUCGUCUUUGCAGAAGAUACCGGUGACUGGAAUUCGACUGAGUCUCCAUCCACUGCAUGGGAUGACCUCUGUCCCAUCUACGAUGCACUUGAUUCGUCGGAUUUAUAAUUAAACUGUCCUAAGCUUUAUCUAAGGACUAUCAUUGUAAUAACUAACAUUCGUUUCUUUUUAAAUUCGCCUACGUUAUGACUAUGUUGCCGGACUUUCCUUUACUUCAACUUUACCUACAGGGUAGAUUAUUUAUUGACUAUUCUGUGAAAGCAUGAUGGCAUUACCUCGUGUUUCCGAUAUUAUAAAGUCUACAUCAUAUCUAUCUUUGAA
This is a messenger RNA of Desarmillaria tabescens, 1974 nucleotides long. RefSeq names its product laccase lcc5. The record is from RefSeq and is a predicted model, not a curated record. NCBI's taxonomy places the organism in Eukaryota, Fungi, Basidiomycota, Agaricomycetes, Agaricales, Physalacriaceae. The transcript is spliced from 20 exons. The coding region runs from base 109 to 1761 and encodes 550 amino acids. Gene Ontology annotation, molecular function: copper ion binding; oxidoreductase activity.